Molecule: messenger RNA, 1664 nt
Organism: Glycine soja
Lineage: Eukaryota; Viridiplantae; Streptophyta; Magnoliopsida; Fabales; Fabaceae
Product: probable serine/threonine-protein kinase PIX13
Exons: 6
Coding region: 206-1426 (406 amino acids)
Biological process (GO): protein phosphorylation
Molecular function (GO): protein kinase activity; ATP binding
Source: RefSeq, a predicted model, not a curated record
AAUUGACAAAGACACUUCUCUCUCUCUCUCUAACAUAAAACAUAAUAUCUCAUUAUUCAUUUGUCUUCUCUCUUUAGUUUCUAACUAUUCAACCCACCAAUACAACACAAAACCAAUCCCCUCAAACACCAACCCAUCUUUUCUCUCUCACAAAUUUCCUUGGUCAAGCAAGUGGCAACCACGCCAAACAGAAGAGCUUCCUUACAUGGGUCUCUGCUUCUCCUCCUCUUCAUCCACACCUCACUCCUCUUCCCUCAACCGCCCUCAGCAGUACUCAGGCUCAGCGAGCACUGACACCAAGAACGUGGGAUUCUCCGCCACCACGAGCAGCGCCGGGAAGAGCCAAUUCUCGGAGAUCGCGAGUGGGAGCAUCAACAGCAGCCAAGGCUCUCUUCCUCUUCCUCUUCCUUCUCCCGAUGGCCAGAUUCUAGAAAGGCCGAACCUGAAGGUGUUCAGCUUCGGAGACCUGAAAUCUGCCACCAAGAGUUUCAAGUCCGAUACAUUGCUCGGUGAAGGCGGGUUCGGAAGAGUUUACAAGGGAUGGUUGGAUGAGAAGACCCUCUCCCCGGCCAAAGCUGGCUCCGGAAUGGUCGUUGCCAUCAAAAAGUUGAACCCCGAAAGCACGCAAGGCUUCCAAGAGUGGCAGUCAGAAGUGAACUUUUUAGGAAGGCUUUCUCACCCCAACCUGGUCAAGUUGUUGGGUUAUUGUUGGGACGAUGAUGAGCUUCUUCUUGUGUAUGAAUUCUUGCCAAAGGGAAGCUUGGAGAAUCAUCUUUUCAGAAGAAAUCCUAACAUAGAACCACUUUCUUGGAACACCCGGCUUAAAAUAGCUAUUGGUGCAGCUCGGGGAUUAGCUUUCUUGCACGCCUCCGAAAAGCAAGUCAUAUACCGAGACUUCAAGGCCUCAAAUAUACUUCUCGAUUUGAAUUUCAAUGCAAAAAUCUCAGAUUUUGGCUUGGCGAAAUUGGGGCCUUCUGGGGGACAAUCACAUGUAACUACCAGGGUCAUGGGUACGUAUGGUUAUGCUGCUCCAGAAUACAUAGCAACAGGCCACUUGUAUGUGAAGAGUGAUGUCUACGGAUUUGGCGUAGUGCUACUUGAAAUACUGACAGGCAUGCGGGCACUGGACACAAAACGGCCAACAGGGCAGCAGAACCUAGUUGAAUGGACCAAGCCUCUUCUCUCUUCCAAGAAAAAGUUGAAAACAAUAAUGGAUGCUAAGAUAGUGGGUCAAUAUUCACCCAAGGCAGCGUUUCAAGCAGCACAACUUACUGUAAAAUGUCUAGAACAUGACCCCAAACAACGUCCUUCCAUGAAAGAAGUGCUUGAGGGAAUGGAAGCCAUUGAAGCUAUCCAUGAAAAAUCCAAGGAAUCCAAAACCCGCAAUUCUUAUCAAUCUCCUCGGCAGAGAGUUGUGAGAGUAUAAGUAAAUUUGUAUACAAAAGAAGACCACUAGAGAGUGAGAAUAGCCAUAUGGUCCAUUGAAUGUUGGAUCACUCACCUAAUAGAUGUGAUUUCUUUCUUUCUUUUUUCUUGUGUUGCUUGGAAGGGGAGAAUUUUACUGGGCUUUUACAUGUAUGAUUUUUUUGUGAAUUAUUCACAUUUUUAUAAAAUGGGAAAAUAUUUUGUAAGUGCAAUAAAGUAACAUAAUUUUGAUGCCAAUA